CUGGAUUACUUGAAAUAGCAUUGCAGAGCCAGUGCAAAGCCAGUUUACACUUUGGCAGUCAUUACUGAUGACCCAAUUCGUUGGAAUUGGUUGAACUAUUUGUCUUGGGGCAAACAAUACUUUCAAAGAGAAGUUGAGAAAACUUUGCACUCAAAGACGGACUCAUGAACUACGAAUGAAAUCGCAUUGUAUCAAUCUGAAAUGAUAUCUUGAGAUUGUUAAGUGCAGAACUGACACGAAAUGAAGAUGGCGACCACAGGAAUUUGCAUCUUGGCUUUACUCUUGUGCUGUGGAGGAAACCUCGCUAUGGCAAAUCCCUUCAGGAUUGAACCACAAAACACUAACGUUGCCCUCGGAGAGACAGUGGUGGUCCCCUGCAUCCUCAAGAACACCACCCUGUCCUACUGCAACAAGGUGUUUUGGUACCGCUCGGACAAGCAACUCUACAUCAGCCAGGACCAUCAAAUCAUCGGACAUGUAUCCAACGACACCGGGAUACAAGUACGCUAUUCUAUCUUGGGGAACAAAUCCACCGGCGUCUACUCCCUGCAGGUACAAGACAUGUUAGAGUCUGACGUGGGCGACUACCGGUGCGUUUGUUUCCCCAAAUAUCACGGACGUCCUUACUUCACUCCCAAGGCAUCACUUUACCUUGUCAAGAGACCCGGGAAUCAAUAUCCUAUAUGUGGAGUCCGCAAUGGGACGGGCACCUUAGUUGUCGGCAAGAGAGUGACAUUCCUUUGUGAGUCCAUGGGCGGCACACCGUCAGUAGCACUUCAGUGGAUGCGCGAAGGAGAAAAUCUUGUAGCUGACUAUACUUCUACCCCUUACUCCAUUAGCGUGUAUCAUAAGACUAUAACUCCAGAGGAUAGCGGAGCCAUUCUAUCUUGUAUGGCGUCAGGAAUCGCUCUGAAAAACAGCCGGAACUGUACGGUUGGACCGCUUAGCGUCAUCUCUCCACUACGCAUCCAAACGCAGACGGUAGUAGCUAAGCAUGGCCCAGGAAGCGAUCCUCGUAUUGUGUUCACCUGCAACUCUAAUGUGACCUACUCUGGACUGGCGGCGUUUAACUACACGUGGUAUGCUAACAGUGUGCGGAUCACGAGAGAGACCCCAGGGUUUGUGCUUGGGGAGAGCGGCAGGUCGGUGCAAGUAACUGAUUUGUCGUUGUUUGCUCAGAGCAUCCAUAUAGUGUGCGAGGCACAAGGGGCGCAGGGAUCACUCGGUAACGUCAGCACUUUCCUAGACAUGGAAGGUAUUGCUGAUCUACCCACAGCAACUCACACAGGGGACAACGUAUUAACUGAACCUCCACUGAAGGGCGUUGUCUCUAUCUCAAACAAUAAGUUCUUCGACAUCAGACCAUUCAUUUAUUUGAUCCUUGGUGCGGUCAUACUGAUGACGACCAUGAUCGCGAUUGUAGUGUGCACCCCAAAGACAUGCUGCAGUUCCACAAAGUCAGACUCCAGACUGAGGCGUCGCGAUUCGCAAUUCACGACCAUGCACUAUGUUCAGCAACCCGGCACCGGAUCCCCUACCAGAGCAAUCGCACAUCAAGAAUCCCUCAACUUGUACGAGUCCACCGACAGUGACACAGAGAGUACGAGACAGAGCGCCACCAUACCGCUCCCCUCAUCAAGCCAGAAGCAACAGGUGCAGGCGACACUGCAUGUCGUGGUCCACUCCGGUAAUGAAAACACCGUCAACCAGCAGCACCAGACCACGCUACGAACGAGCUCAGCCAAUAUCGACGAUCAGGGUAUCUACCAGGAGGUUCCGCCCACUCCCCCACCACCACCCCCGCCCCCUCCGUCCAGUAGAACCCUCAACUACCAUCAUCCUAAAAUGGCCAGAGCGACGGUGCGGACCCAGACAUGGGGUCACUCCUCCUGCAACAAGAACCCUUUCAGCUACGGUCAUGUGCGUCCGGACUUGAUGCACUAUGAUAGCCUAGGACGGUGCUACGUUCAAACACUCCCUAUGAAGCACACAAAACCUCCCGUGCCACAGUCAUUUCUGUACAAUGACCUUUCACCCUACCAAGACUGGAACAAGACGCAUCAGAACAGUUUGUACGAGAACAUACCAACGCACGGCAGAACAAUGUCGAUGAGUAGAACUGGAUUUUGAACACGCUGAUAAAGUGAUAACAAACUGUACAUUUUUAUUUUCUGUGCAUUGUGCCAAACUUUAUAUUUGUAUAUAUAAACAACCAUGUGCAUGUACACGCUGCUGUGGUAGUUGUGGUUUUUUGGAGCAACCACAAUUUUUAACCAGAUAUUUACAUACACUGUAGUACACUUUAUACAUAUGUACAUGUAGUUAUGAUUAUCAGAGACCUUGUUAUUAGAAUGAUGCUUGAACUCAGGAGACCUUUUGGUGAAAAACUUGUACAAAAAUACACAGACAAAUAACUCAGAACCGGAAGUAAUCAAGUUUCAAGUGACAGGCUUGAUACUUUGUUCUUGUCAGGACAAAGCAUUUUUUCUUGAUGGCACCUACAUAUAUAGUUGUGAUAACGUAACCCUCCUUCGCCGUCGGGAGGAGGGUUACGUUAUCGCAACUACUUAAUACAUUGCAGAACAUUUUUAUUUCUACUGGAAUAUUUCAUGGGGCACUACAUGUAUGACUUUGGGGCAUUAUGACUUUGGGGCAAGGGGGCAAUUGCCUCACAUCAGGCCUGGAUUACACAAUUUGUACAGUAUUGUUGGUAGUAUUAGCCACUACAUGUAUAACAGAUUUUCAGUACUUCAGUUCAACGGUACGAAGGUUUUUAUAUUUCAAACUUGAUUUUGGAAAAGAUGCCAGUUUUGGUGGUUCCCAAUUUAAUUUGGUGUAAACCUUUUUUAUUCACAGUCAACACUUAAACUUUUUAAUCAUCUUACUCACAAGUGUACAGAAUAUAAAAAGUCUAUUAAAUUUUAAAAAGGAUUGAUUUGUUAUAGUUUUCUUAAAAAUGUGUUUUGCGAUCUGUUUGAAUCCCGAUCACAAUUCCUUCAAAAUCAAUUGCCUUCAGUGAUCCAGAAGGACUGGGACCUACAAUACAAGUGCGAUUAUAACAAGGGGUAUGCUGUUGGUAAUUGUCAACGAUUCUCAUUCUCACUUGGUGAAUCCCAAUGCAUAAAGUAAUAAACCUACAGUUGAAGUUUUGUCUCAAUUCAUCGUUUAAAGGCAGUGGACACUAUUGGGAAUUACUCUUAGUUAUUAGCAUAAAACCUUACUUGGUAACGAGUA
Messenger RNA from Asterias rubens (European starfish), 3234 nucleotides. RefSeq lists its product as uncharacterized. Bases 241 to 2130 code for a protein of 629 amino acids. The record is from RefSeq and is a predicted model, not a curated record. NCBI's taxonomy places the organism in Eukaryota, Metazoa, Echinodermata, Asteroidea, Forcipulatida, Asteriidae. The transcript has a single exon.